Molecule: messenger RNA, 873 nt
Organism: Coccidioides immitis RS
Lineage: Eukaryota; Fungi; Ascomycota; Eurotiomycetes; Onygenales; Onygenaceae
Exons: 1
Coding region: 1-873 (290 amino acids)
Source: RefSeq, a predicted model, not a curated record
AUGCAUAAACCUUCGGUUUCACAGCUCGUCUACAGUGCCCUCUACCCUAAACCUCGCCCCAACGAUCCGAUGAACUUCGGAUCCCACAUCACCAGAAACCUCGUCCCCGAAGUUCGCGCUGAAACCUCUAGAUUUUACGGAACCCUCGAUUGCAUCGAGGCACAAUACCCCGGCCUAGACUAUUCGUUCCCACCACAUAGAAUGAGACUGGGCCGAUUCUACCACCAUUCGAAGCUGUUCAGGGCGUUUGACGACCUAGGGCUGACGGAAGAUGAAAUAGCGUCACUUUGUCGGUGGGAAGGCACAAGAUCCGCUAAAGAGCGCUAUGAGAGAGAGGAAAGAGUGCGUGUGAGAGACACUACGGCAGAUGGUAUCUUUAUUUCAAGCCCGACCAUCCCGCCAUCAAUUCUUGUUCACCGAUGGAGCGAAGAAGAGAGCCUCCCAACCUUGCAGUCGGCCCCGCUGGCACAUAAUGUGGAACCCCACGGAUCAGACUCGGUCCAAAGCGACACGACAGCUGAGGAGAGUAGCGAGGAUGAGCUGGAAGAAAGCGUUGGGUUUGCCCUCAACCAGCACUUGCUCGAGGCCACAGCGGCCAGAGAGCGAGGAGCAGAUGUACCCCUUGACGAUGUCUGGGAGCAAUGGCUCAAGGACGCAAUCGAGCGUGGUAGCUACGAAGACAUACUCCACACGAUCAGGGAGGGCUCGGUGGAUUUUUCGAGGGCAUUCACAUCGCCCACUUCAAUUUACGGAAACAACAGUGCCGGUGCCCGCCAAGUCGGACCGCGGCUCAUGCCGGCACCCAAUACAGCCCUGGCCUCUGGGUUUGACGUUUCGGAUCCGUCGGUUGGCCCUUCGCCAAACCCAAGAUGA